AUGGCGCACGUCGAGGACAUCAAGGUCCCCGUCGAGGCCAAUGCCGAGCCUCUCAGCGCUCAAAAGGCCAUCAUCCAGGAAGCCCAGGCGGCCGCAGAGGUCGAGCAGGAGCUGGGCCUGUGGAAGUCGAUCAAGCUCUAUCCCAAGGCGAUCUGUUGGUCGGUGCUGCUGUCGACCGCCAUCAUCAUGGAAGGAUAUGAUUUGCUGUUGAUGGGUUCUUUCUACGCCUUGCCCCCUUUCCAACAGCGAUACGGCAAACAGCUGGCAAACGGCGAGUUCCAAAUCCCCGCUCCGUGGCAGUCGGGCCUGUCCAACGGGGCCACCGUCGGCUCCAUCUUUGGCCUGAUGCUGAACGGAUACGUCUCGGAGCGGUUUGGGUUUCGAAAGACGAUGCUCGGCGCCCUGGCCCUGAUCUGCUGCCUGAUCUUCAUCCCCUUUUUCGCCCCGAGUCUCGAGGUGCUUCUGGUCGGGCAGAUUCUGAUGGGCAUACCCUGGGGCAUUUUCCAGACUCUUCCCACCGCGUAUGCGGCAGAGGUCACGCCAACUCACCUGCGAGCCUAUCUCACCACAUAUGUCAAUCUCUGCUGGGUCUUUGGCCAGCUUCUCGCGUCUGGAGUGCUGCGCGCUCUGCUCACGCGCGAUGAUCAGUGGGCGUAUCGAAUCCCUUUUGCCCUGCAAUGGGUCUGGCCGAUCCCCCUCAUCGUCGGCAUCUCCAUGGCCCCCGAAUCCCCCUGGUGGCUGGUCCGACAGAACCGUCUGGGGGACGCCAAAGCCGCCCUCGCCCGGCUCACCUCCCACAACGCCGCCGGCUCCGUCGACCUCGACAAAGCGGUGACACUGAUGGUGUAUACCACCGAGCAUGAGAAGGAGCUGGGCACGGGCACCUCGUACUUGGACUGCUUCCGGGGCGUCGAUCUGCGCAGGACGAUUGUCGCGUGUGGGUGUUGGUUGAUCCAAACGCUGUCGGGAGCGAGUUUCCGCACGUACUCGACGUACUUUUACAAACAAGCCGGCCUCCCCACCGACCAAGCCUUCAACAUGUCCAUCGGACAGUACGCGCUGGGCAUCGUCGGCGUCUUGAUGGCGUGGUUCCUCCUGCCCCGCGCGGGCCGCCGGACCAUCUACCUGCUCGGGCUGGCGUGCAUGAUGACGCUGCUGAUCGUCAUCGGGAUCCUGGGCGCCGUGUCCAACCCGCCGACCACGGGCGUCGCGUGGAGCGUCGGCUCGUUGUUGCUCGUCUACACCUUCUUCUACGACGUCUCGGUCGGCCCCGUGUGUUAUAGUCUGGUGUCGGAGAUCCCUUCGGUGCGGCUGCGCAGCAAGUCCAUCGUGCUGGCCCGCGCGUCGUACAACUGUCUGAAUAUCGUGACGGGGGUGAUUACGCCGUACAUGCUGAAUCCGGGGGCGUGGAAUUGGGGCGCCAAAACCGGCUUCUUCUACGGCGGCACCUGCGUCCUCAGCGUGCUCUUCACGUACUUUUGCAUCCCCGAACCAAAGGGCCGCACGUUCGCCGAGCUCGACAUCCUCUUCCACAAGAAGACGCCCGCGCGCAUGUUUGCAAAGACGCACGUGACUCUGUUUGAGACGACCGCCUUGGAUGGCCAGGCGGGCUUGGAGAAGGAGUGA
Molecule: messenger RNA, 1626 nt
Organism: Fonsecaea nubica
Lineage: Eukaryota; Fungi; Ascomycota; Eurotiomycetes; Chaetothyriales; Herpotrichiellaceae
Exons: 7
Coding region: 1-1626 (541 amino acids)
Biological process (GO): transmembrane transport; carbohydrate transport
Cellular component (GO): membrane
Molecular function (GO): carbohydrate:proton symporter activity
Source: RefSeq, a predicted model, not a curated record